Messenger RNA from Entelurus aequoreus (snake pipefish), 2695 nucleotides. RefSeq names its product DC-STAMP domain containing 2 (gene dcst2). Gene Ontology annotation, cellular component: membrane. The coding region runs from base 271 to 2262 and encodes 663 amino acids. The record is from RefSeq and is a predicted model, not a curated record. The transcript is spliced from 17 exons. NCBI's taxonomy places the organism in Eukaryota, Metazoa, Chordata, Actinopteri, Syngnathiformes, Syngnathidae.
ACAAAGUUUACAAUUAUGCGGAAACGCAUCCCAUGGCCAGUUUGAGGUGAAAGGUCAGCGGGAGGCUCUGCGCCACACCCAGAAAAAUGGCUGAGGAAGACGUCACGCGAUUGGUCACAUGACUCAACAUCAUCAGCUAAAUCACGAGGGCGCACACCCCCCCACCCCCCCUCCGCGCCAUAAAGGAGCGUGCGCGACAAAGACGCGUGACGCGUGCACAUUGGAAGCUGCUGUUGCGGGCAUCAAACUAUCGCCGUUCAUGUGCACGUGAUGGGAGGAGCCACGCGCAGCAGGUCAGCGCUAUGCUCUCACUUGCGGCGAUGGAAGGUCAGAAGCCACCUGAUGGAGGCAGGCUGGAGCCUGCUGGGGUUUGCGUCCGGCUUGCUCAUGGCGACGGCGUACGGCGCCAUGGUGCUCUCCCUGCAGAAGCAGUCGCUGUGGCCGUGCGUCUACAGCACGCUGGGCGUGGCAGCGGUGGCGGCCUUCGGGAUGGGACUGUCGGCGGACAUGCGCGGCAGCAUCAUGGUCAUGUUGCCCUCGCUGUGCUCAGCUCACGGACGCAACUUCCUGCUCUUCCUCUCCACUUCGCUGGUUCUGUCCGGACCGCUCGCCAACACGAUGGAGAACACGGAACGGGCCGCCGCCAGCCUGCAGUGUGGCGCCGAUAUGGCGGCCAAUCAAACGCGGGAGUUGAUGCAAAAAGCAGCCGCGCCCCUCCUCUCCGCGUUGGAUCAGAUCCGCGAGAUCUGCCGCAACGCCGUCGCCACGUCAACAAGGGUUGAGAAGCUGAUCAUGUCUCUGACCGACGCCGUCCGCCAUGUCGCUCGCACUCUAAGGAAUGUUCUCCACUUCCUGGUGGACAUCGGAGACGUCUGCAACGCCAAGAUGGGCUCGCCGUACAGGAAGUGCCAGAGCAUCUUCACGCAGGCCCGAGUGGACUGCGACGCCCAGCUGGGGGACUUCAACUUCCUGUGCGACAUUGUCAGCGGCUUCAUGCGCCUCUGCGAGCUGGCCCGCGCCGGCGAGCUCUUCUGCGUCAUCCCCUCGUACGUCGCCAAGCACCUGAGGGAACACCUGGCCGAGCCUGCUGUCUCGGCCUUUCAGCGCAUGCGGCGCCAGUUCGACUUCAACGUGACGGUGGCGGCCACCUUGGAGGCGGACGCCAACGUAAGCCGGCCAUUGGGGAAGACUGCUCAAGACAUCCUUGAGGAGCUAACCUCAGACCUGCGAGUCUUGAAGAAGCUGAUGGGUCCAUUCUCUUUGGCCGGCCCAGUGCUGCUCCUCUGCUCCUUACUCAGGGCCGUGCAGUACAGACGCAGGUACUUGACUCAGAUGAGCUUUGACAACAUAUACAUCAGCGCUCAGUUUGUAGAGCUGGACCGUCAGGUGUCCGCUGGGGGCGGGGCUUCCGUCUUGCCAAUCACUCGCAGAGAGUCGACCAUGUUCAUCACGCCGCUGUCGUUGCGACUAACGAGCCGUGAGUGGCGGGUGGCCCUGGUGGGCGGGGCCUGGGUGCUGAGGCACGCGUUGGCGGCCGGCCUGCUGGUGGCGCUGGACUUCCUGGUCUUCUGGCUCCUGGACCAGGUUCACCGCCAGGUCCAGAGCGACAUCCUGGGUCAAGCUCCGGUCACCGUGGCGGUGCAGGUUAACGGGUCGGGUUACAUGGCGGACAUCAUGCGGGACGUGGUGGCGUCCUUCAACGUCCUGCAGGGAGGAAAGGUCACCGCAAUCAGCACAAAGUGUAUGCUGGCGCCGUCGGAACCGGACUACGCCGCCUGCUUCACCUUAGGCUUCCUUCUAGGUCUGGCCCUGCUGGUGUCGCUCGUCGGAGGACCUGUGCAGCGCGCCCGACGACUCAUGUGCGCUUAUCUCUAUCCUGAGACCGAGCUGGAGCGUGUCAAAUUCCUGCGCCAGCUGAUCAUGGACGAAAGAAGGGCGGCGGGAAGGGCGCUAGUGAGGGUGAGGCCCAAGAAGCGGGCGCAUGGAGAGCAGCUACGCCGCCAUCUUAGUGCGCUGUUGCUGAGGUUACCAAGGGGAGGAGCUUACCUGUCUGACCUGCUGGCCUCGUCAUCAGACAUGUGUCUGGCCUGUGGCAGAGGGGCGGGGUCUACGUCCUUCGUCUGCGAUGUACCUAAUUGUCCAGGUGUGUACUGUCGGCCAUGUUUCUGCAGUUUGGGGAAGGUGUGUGACGUGUGUGAGCGACCCUUGACCUUCCAGCAGUACAGCGAGGAGGAGAUUGACUCCAGUGAUGGCGAGCUUUAGGCCAUCAAUGUGCGGAGCUUCGCGCCGCCAGGCUCUGAUGUCAGGCGGGUAGACCUCAAAGUUUGACCUGUGACCCCGUAAUGCUGAUACAUUCUCCCCUCGGUGAAUCGCACGCCGCCUCCUUCCUCAACACCGCCAACCGGCGUGGAUGGAAAGCAUUGUGUGUGUACUUGUAAAGAACAUAACAGGAGAGACAAUGUACAACGACCAUGUUUGGCGUUCCUGUAGGCGGAGCCACCUGCACACCCCCGAUUACACUCUAGUGUCAAACCCCUACCUGUAUUUACAUUAUUUACCAACACCUUUACUAUUAUUAACCAUCAUCAAAAGACAACGGAACUGAGAGUGGCACAAAUUACCUGCAGGGGGAAAACACAACUUCAGGACAUUAAAGUUUCACUUUCUAAUGCCAGCUGAACGAUGUAAAAGGUGU